UCCCGGUUCUGGAUACAGGCUCUAAAGAUCUCACCUUGACUCCGGCGGCGGCGGCGUAUCGGCCGGAGGGCAACGGUGUCGGGAGGCGGCGCCGGCGUGGGGUAGUUGGACGUGCUCAGCUCAUCAGGGGAAGCGGCGACGGCUCAACUGGCAAAUGGGCCGUAGCAACGAGGGACUUCCAAAAUCCAACGGCCGGUACGGGUACACGUGGCGUACCUGCCGCUACGCGCACCCGUAAGUGUACCCGCGCUCGGGACGCCGGCCGGAGUCGCGCUCGCAUCGUAUGGCCCUGGCCUCCCUCGCGGCCUCGCUCCCAAUCGCCGCCGCCGCGAGAUUCCGCGUCCGCCGCGCCAUGGCCUCCGUAGCCGCAGCCUCCGCCGCGCCGGCGAGGGUAGGCGUGGUACAGAUGACCUCCGUGGGGGACAUCGACGCCAACUACGCCACCUGCUCUCGCCUCACCAAGGAAGCAGCUGCUUCUGGAGUGAAGUUUCUUUGCUUCCCUGAGGUAUUCUCAUUCAUAGGCUCCAAGGAUGGUGAGUCUGUUAAGCUGGCCGAACCAUUAGAUGGGCCAAUAAUGCAGAGAUAUUGCUCACUUGCAAAAGAAUCAAGCAUGUGGUUAUCUCUUGGAGGGCUUCAAGAAAAGGGACCUGAUGAUUCUCACCAGUACAAUACUCAUGUAUUGAUUGAUGAUUCUGGAAAAGUUAGGAGUUCAUAUCGAAAAAUACAUUUAUUUGAUGUGGAUGUACCUGGCAAUAUGGUGUACAAGGAAAGCCGUUUCACAACUGCAGGAGAUACAAUUGUUGCUGUGGAUAGCCCUUUUGGACGGUUGGGGCUUACUGUUUGCUAUGAUUUGAGAUUUCCAGAGCUUUAUCAAAUUUUGCGUUUUAAGCAUCAAGCACAGGUCUUACUAGUACCAUCCGCGUUCACAAAGGUAACUGGGGAGGCACACUGGGAAAUUCUCCUCCGUGCUCGUGCAAUUGAGACACAAUGUUAUGUUAUUGCUGCAGCUCAAGCUGGAAGGCACAAUGAGAAAAGAGAAAGCUAUGGUGAUUCUAUAAUUAUUGACCCAUGGGGAACAGUGAUAGCUCGACUUCCAGAUCGGCUCUCCACUGGAUUUGCAGUAGCAGAUCUUGACUUGUCAAAAGUUGGGGCUGUGAGAACUAGAAUGCCGAUCUCAGAGCACCGGAAGUUUGACAGCGAAUGGAAAUCCUCAUUUCUGUAAUAGCUGGGAGCUGGUCUUGUAUUUCCUUUAUUUGUACAUUCACAUUUGAGAUAUUCUUGUCUGCAUAAUUGCCACAGGCUUUGGCCAAUGGUUUGACGAUAGGGAAUCCAGUAGGACAAGAUGUUGAACCAAAUAAGCUGCACUUGUAGCAUUGAGCACAAAUUGGGCGUAGGAAUAAUGCAUUCGGUGUUAGUUCACAACUUGUAAUGCCAAUAUUGUGAUGACAAAUCUUAGACGAACACUCUUUGAGGUGGAAUAUGUAAUCAGUUUUCAGUCU
This is a messenger RNA of Phragmites australis (common reed), 1499 nucleotides long. Its product is annotated as deaminated glutathione amidase, chloroplastic/cytosolic. The coding region runs from base 284 to 1222 and encodes 312 amino acids. The transcript has 9 exons. Gene Ontology annotation, molecular function: hydrolase activity, acting on carbon-nitrogen (but not peptide) bonds, in linear amides. Lineage: Eukaryota; Viridiplantae; Streptophyta; Magnoliopsida; Poales; Poaceae. The record is from RefSeq and is a predicted model, not a curated record.